CAUGGCCAGUUACCUACCAUAGUAAACCUCAGCGCGAUUCUGGUGACAAACAAGAGCGAAUCUUUCCCAAACAGAUUACUUCACAUUGCCUUACUGUACCCUCCCACUUUCAAGCACGAUUUUAGUACUCCCCUCACGCCAAAGUCUAUCUCGAGAACACCGGCUUCAUACUCUUUCGCACGGCUGCCCCGCGUCAUCGUAAUACAACGCCUUCCAAGAUUGUCCAUCAUGACUUCAGAGCAGAACGACGCUCUCAUCUCUCAGUUUAUCGCUGUUGCCGGUCCGUCCGUACAACCUGAGCAGGCGCAGGGCUAUCUCGCUGCAGCGAGCUGGAACGUCGAGGAAGCCCUUCAAACAUUCUUCGCGGCGAAUGAUGGGGAAGAGCAAGAUACAUCCGAAGAGCAAGAAGCAGCAUAUACUGGUCCCCGCACACUUGAUGGCAGGCCAGCACCAGGAUAUGCUGGCGAGGCUACAUCAAUGCCUUCGUCGUCAGCCCGUGGCAAACAACCGCAGAAGGGCGGCUUGAGAACACUGAAGGAUAUCCAGGGAGACAGUGGCCAUAGCCAUGAUGACGAGGAUGACGAAGAUGAUGAUAAAGACCAAGACAUGUUUGCCGGAGGUGAGAAAUCAGGUCUUGCGGUCCAAAACCCGGGGCAAUCGAGCGAUCCUCAAGCUCAGAUUAGGGACAUGCUCAAAAAGGCACAGAGGAAUGAUCCACGACCUGGGGGCGAAGAUACAGAUCGGCCACGCCCACGUUUCACCGGCACAGGUCAAACUCUUGGUGGCGAUGACACCCCAAGUCGAGUCGUUACACAAGCAUCGCCUCAACGACCAGUAGUUGCGGCACCUGAACGACGUGACCUUCACAUCUGGAGAAACGGCUUCUCGGUGGAUGACGGUCCACUCUAUCGCUACGAUGACCCAGCAAACGCCGGCUAUCUAGAGAUGAUCAAUCGAGGACAAGCCCCUGUCCAAUUAAUGAACGCUCAACACGGACAAGAGUUGGACGUUCACCUCUCGAUGCAUAAAGAAGACGACUAUGUGAAACCCAAGGCCAAAUACAAGCCCUUUGGAGGAUCUGGACAGAGACUGGGAAGCCCCACGCCUGGUGCUUCAGGCCCAGCGGCGGCCACGAGCAGCGCUCCUCCACCGACUCAAUCGACUACCGCCACACCGCCUGGUAGCUCUGCGCCCAUCAUAGAUGUUGACGAGGCACAACCAACGCUUGCUUUACAAAUCCGGCUAGGUGAUGGUACUCGCUUGCGAUCGCGGUUCAACGCGAGUCACACCAUUGGAGAUGUCUAUACGUUUGUUAACAGCGCAAGCCCAACCAGCGCUCAGCGUCCAUGGGCUUUGAUGACCACCUUCCCUAGCAAAGAGCUUUCAGACAAGACUCUCAAAUUAGGUGACGUGGAGGAUCUUAAGCGUGGUGGUGUUGUCGUCCAGAAGUGGACAUAGAGUAUCGUUGUGGUUGGAACAUCAAAAUCCUGGGUGGCGCGCUGGACAACGCAUUGUGGUAUCUGGCCAGUUGCGAAGAAGCACUACCACCAACACCUUGUAAGAGUAUUUCCUCCAGCUGUAUGGCUUGGGAAUACACAUAACAAGAGGCAUAUUAAAGCAUAUAUAGACACAUGGGACCAGUGAUUCAGCAGAUCCAAUCUUAGACUGGAGCGAUCAACAGUUCAUGGCUUGAGCCCUCGGACCCAUAACAAUCGGUAAAAUAAAGAAUGUACUUCUGAACAAUUGUGCUUUGACAACGCGCAGUGAUGGCAGUCUUGUUAGUCCAGUACAACGAAUACUCUGACGGGCUGUCUCCUCGCGACGAAUGCGCGUGAUUAUGUCAGUAGAGAGUGCCUAGUGUAGUAGUAGU
Pseudovirgaria hyperparasitica is the source of this 1870-nucleotide messenger RNA. Its product is annotated as SEP-domain-containing protein. Gene Ontology annotation, molecular function: ubiquitin binding. NCBI's taxonomy places the organism in Eukaryota, Fungi, Ascomycota, Dothideomycetes, Acrospermales, Acrospermaceae. The transcript is spliced from 3 exons. Bases 229 to 1458 code for a protein of 409 amino acids. Gene Ontology annotation, cellular component: nucleus; cytosol. Gene Ontology annotation, biological process: autophagosome assembly; nuclear membrane reassembly; proteasome-mediated ubiquitin-dependent protein catabolic process. The record is from RefSeq and is a predicted model, not a curated record.